This is a messenger RNA of Emiliania huxleyi CCMP1516, 1779 nucleotides long. RefSeq lists its product as hypothetical. The transcript has 5 exons. The record is from RefSeq and is a predicted model, not a curated record. Gene Ontology annotation, molecular function: iron ion binding; 4-hydroxy-3-methylbut-2-en-1-yl diphosphate synthase activity (ferredoxin). The coding region runs from base 1 to 1779 and encodes 592 amino acids. Gene Ontology annotation, biological process: terpenoid biosynthetic process; isopentenyl diphosphate biosynthetic process, methylerythritol phosphate pathway. Gene Ontology annotation, cellular component: chloroplast. Lineage: Eukaryota; Haptophyta; Isochrysidales; Noelaerhabdaceae.
AUGGGCACGACGUCGACAAAGGACGUGAAGGGGACCGUCGACCAGAUUAUGCGGUGCGCCGACGUUGGCUUUGAUCUGGUGCGCAUCACGGUGGUGGGGAUGAAGGAGGCCAACGCGUGCCACGAGAUCCGCGACUCGCUCAACCGGAAGGGCUACGACAUCCCGCUGUGCGCCGACAUGCACUUCCAGCCAAAGGUCGCCAUCAAGACGGCCGAGGCGGUCGAGAAGAUUCGGAUCAACCCGGGCAACUUUGCGGACGGCCGGAAGCAGGACGAGGACGAGGUGUCGUACGAGACGGACGAGGACUUCCUGCGCGACCGCGACUACAUGGUCGAGGCCUUCACGCCGCUCAUCGAGACGUGCAAGAAGUUUGACAGGGCGAUGCGGAUCGGCACUAACCACGGCUCGUUGUCGGCGCGCAUCCUCUCCUUCUACGGCGACUCGCCGCGCGGGAUGGUGGAGUCGGCGAUCGAGUUCGCCGACAUGUGCCGCGCCCUCGACUACCACAACUUUGUCUUCUCGAUGAAGGCGUCCAACCCCGUCGUGAUGAUCCAGGGCUACCGGCUGCUGGCGGCAGAGAUGUACCGUCUCGGCUGGGACUACCCGCUGCACCUGGGCGUGACCGAGGCGGGCGAGGGCGAGGACGGUCGCAUGAAGUCCGCCAUCGGCAUCGGCACGCUGUUGGCCGACGGGCUGGGCGACACGAUCCGCGAUACGCGCGACGUGACCCUCUUCACGCGGCAGCGGGGCCGGCUGCCCGCCCAGCGGGAGGGCGACGUCCUCGACUACCGCGGGCUGCUCCACCGCGACGGCUCCGUCCUCAGCGCCCUCCCCCUCGCCGAGCUCUCGGCGCUCGGACAGAUGGGCUCGUUCGGCCGGUCCGCGCUGUUCAAGUCGCUCGGCUGCAAGCUGCUCGAGGGCGCGGACGGCGAGGCGAUCCCGCUCAAGGACGUCGCCACCUCGGACGCGCUGCUGCUGCGCGAGCCGCCGGCGCCCGACGACGAGUACUCGCGCGCCACGCUCGCCGCCCUCGCAAAGGGCGGGUUGCACUGCAUCGUGCCCGCCGCCGCCCUCGCCGCCAACCCGCUGCCCGGCGCCGUCGCCCUGGUCGAGCUUGCGGACCUCGAGGCGAAGCUGCUGCUCCGCACCGGCGGAGGCGCCGACGGCGGCGCCGCGACCAGCGCACUCGGUGACGCCGUGCCUGUGGCCGGCUUUUGGCUUUGCGUGCCGGCCGACCUAGAGGUUCGGUUGUGCUGCCCCCCUGCAGGCGACUCGGGGAGGCUCGCCGUGACGGUGCGUGGCGACGAGUCGGACGAGCAGCUGGCGACGCUCUGCGCGCGCGAGGCGGAGGUGGAUCUGCUGCUCGUCGAGACGCCGGAGCGCCUCUCGCGGCUGCACGCGUCGCGCCGCCUCUUCAACACGCUCAAGGAGAGGCGGGUCGACCUGCCCGUCGUCCACCACUUGCGCACGCCCGCCGUCGACUCGGCAGAGCUCGCACUCCGGCUAGGCGCAUGCAGGCCGGAUCGCUGCUGGGCGACGGGCUCGGCGACGGCAUCCUCAUCGAGGCGGAGCGCGAGGAGGGUCGACUUGUACGUGGGCAAGACGGUCGUGCAGCGCGCCAUCCCGAACGAGGUUGCCUGCGACGCGCUCGUGGAGCUCAUCAAGGAGCACGGGAUGUGGAAGGAUAAGGAGGAGGAGGAGGAGGAGGAGGAGGAGGAGGAGGAGGAGGAGGAGGGGGAGGAGGAGAGCAAAGCGGCGCUCGAGGCAAUGGCCGCCUAG